Triticum urartu is the source of this 1536-nucleotide messenger RNA. RefSeq names its product sugar transport protein MST5. The record is from RefSeq and is a predicted model, not a curated record. Gene Ontology annotation, cellular component: membrane. Gene Ontology annotation, biological process: monosaccharide transmembrane transport. Lineage: Eukaryota; Viridiplantae; Streptophyta; Magnoliopsida; Poales; Poaceae. Gene Ontology annotation, molecular function: monosaccharide transmembrane transporter activity.
AUGGCGGGGGGCGUGGUGAUAAGUUCCUCUGGGGGCAAGGUGUACCCUGGCCACAUGACGGCCUUCGUCUUCUUCUCCUGUCUCGUCGCCUCCUCUGGCGGCCUAAUCUUCGGCUAUGACAUCGGCAUCUCUGGUGGUGUAACAUCCAUGGACUCGUUCUUGAGCGAGUUCUUUCCGUCGGUGUACGCCCAGGCCAAGGCAAACAAGGAAAAGAACCAGUACUGCAAGUUCGACAGCCAGCUGUUGACGUUGUUCACGUCCUCACUGUACCUGGCCGCGCUAGCAACAUCGUUCCUAGCGGCGUCAGUGACGCGCAUCUUCGGCCGGAAGUGGUCCAUGUUCUGUGGCGGCAUCACCUUCCUCGCGGGCUCAGCACUCAAUGGCGCCGCCACUAACUUGAUGAUGCUGAUCCUCGGCCGCAUCCUCCUCGGCAUCGGCGUAGGCUUUGCCAACCAGUCCGUCCCUCUCUACCUGUCGGAGAUGGCACCGGCGAACCUCCGGGGCAUGCUCAACAUCGGCUUCCAGCUGAUGACCACCAUCGGCAUCCUGUCCGCCAACCUCAUCAACUACGCCACUGUUAGCAUCGAGGGUGGCUGGGGCUGGCGCAUCGGCCUUGGCCUGGCUGGCGUCCCGGCGCUCAUCAUUACCCUCGGCGCACUUGCCCUGCCGGACACUCCCAACUCCCUCAUCGCCCGCGGCUACACUGCGGAAGCCAAGAAGGUGCUGGUCAAGGUCAGGGGAACCUCAGACGUGCACGAUGAGUACGACGACAUGGUGGCCGCCAGCGAGGAGGCUAAGGCCAUCGAGCACCCUUGGCGGAACAUCCUGGAGCACAAGUACCGUCCCCAGUUGACAAUUGCUGUGCUCAUCCCCUUCUUCCAGCAGCUCACCGGCAUCAAUGUCAUCAUGUUCUACGCGCCCGUGUUGUUCCUCACAAUCGGCUUUGGCGGCGACGCCUCGCUCAUGUCCGCCGUCAUCACGGGGCUCGUUAACAUGUUCGCCACCAUCAUCUCCAUCGUCUCCGUGGAUCGGCUGGGCCGCCGUGCCCUGUUCCUCCAAGGCGGCACACAGAUGUUCGUGUCCCAGAUAGUGGUGGGGACUCUGAUCGCUCUCCAGUUUGGCACCACGGGCGAGGGGGAGAUGUCACGCACCUAUGCCAUGCUGCUGGUGCUAUUCAUUUGCCUCUACGUUGCCGGGUUCGCAUGGUCGUGGGGGCCGCUGGGCUGGCUCGUUCCCAGCGAGGUGUUCGCACUGGAGAUCAGGUCGGCAGGGCAGAGCAUUGCCGUGUGCGUCAACAUGACGCUCACCUUCAUCAUUGGGCAGGCGUUCCUCACCAUGCUCUGUCACCUCAAGUUCGGCCUCUUCUACUUCUUUGCGGCGUGGAUGGUCAUCAUGACGACCUUCAUCGCCCUCUUCCUGCCAGAGACCAAGGGGGUUCCCAUCGACGAGAUGAACCUCGUCUGGAGCCGACACUGGUUCUGGAGCAACUACGUCGUCCAGGAAGGCGGCAGCAACCACAGAACACACGGCGUCUAG